UGACUCGUUUGGUUGGUUGCCUAAUGGAGUAACUAACAAAAAGAACAAAAAAAUUCAUGCUAAAACUUGAGCGUUGACCGCUUUGACUCCUCUUCUUUCUCCAUCUUCGGUGCGUUCACAUGCCAAGGGGGUGUAACGUGGCAUUCAAUUCGGUUAAUAAAACCACGACCAUUUCCAAUUUGUCGUUCCCCAUUCCUCAAUUCAAACAAAUCUCAACCAAAAAUUAAAAAUCAUGGCCAUCACACGCCGCCACCCUCCUCUCCUCCUCCUCUUCCUCGCCGUUGCCGCCGCCGCCACCAUCGCCGGCGCGUCACAGUCCACCAGGCCCAGGCCGGCGGUGAGCCCGGCCGCGGCGGCGGACUUCGUGCGGCGGUCGUGCCGCGCGACGCGGUACCCGCAGGUGUGCGAGCGGAGCCUCAUGCCGCAGGCCCCCGCGGUGGGGCGCAGCCCGCGUCUCCUGGCGCAGGCCGCGCUCACCGUCGGCGCCGACCGCGCGCGCUCCUGCUCGGGCUACCUCGGGGGCGGCGGCUCCUCCAGCUCGUCCAAGCGCUCCGGCGGCGGCGGCAGGGGCGGCGCGGUGGGGGACUGCGCGGACACGCUGCGGGACGCGGAGGAGCGGCUGCGGCAGUCGGCGGCGGAGAUGAGCCGGAUGGGGCGGUCGGGGAGCCCGCGGUUCGCGUGGCGGCUGAGCAACGUGCAGACCUGGGCCAGCGCCGCGCUCACCGACGCCUCCACCUGCCUCGACUCCCUCGCCACCUACGCCGCCCCCGGCAUCGACGUCGACGCCCUCAGGAAGCGCGUCGGCGCCGUCUCCCAGGCCACCAGCAACGCCCUCGCCCUCGUCAACAACCUCGAUCCGCACCACCACUUGUAAUUACUCUAAAUCACUCCCCUACGUGCACCUCUACAAUCACUUGUAUGUAGUAAUAAUCUCAUCGCUCCUAUCCUACACGUAUUAUGGAUGCUUAAUUAUAGUAGUAACUGCCUUGCUUCUUCCAAAUUUCUUCUCCUCUUCUGCUUGGGGAUGUGUGUGUAACUGUAUCUUCUUGUCUUUUCUCUUCUUUGCUUUCUUGUUUUCUUUUCUGGAAGUUGCUAGCGUUAAUCUCUUCUUUCAGAAGAGGUUGUAGUACUGCCUUUCAGUUUGGAUAUCUUAACUGUACGGAACCAGAGCAGCUUUAAUUAAAAGAGUAAUAUAUACAAUAAGUUAAUAAUGACCCUAA
This is a messenger RNA of Oryza sativa Japonica Group (Japanese rice), 1220 nucleotides long. Its product is annotated as 21 kDa protein. Gene Ontology annotation, molecular function: enzyme inhibitor activity. The record is from RefSeq and is a predicted model, not a curated record. NCBI's taxonomy places the organism in Eukaryota, Viridiplantae, Streptophyta, Magnoliopsida, Poales, Poaceae. Gene Ontology annotation, biological process: negative regulation of catalytic activity.